AUGGAUGAGCAAAUUCGAUCAACCAACGCUUCUUCCAACACAAGCGAACUUGAACAAAGUUCCCACGUGACCAAAAACAUUCCAAAGAUCAAACUUCCCUUUCCACCAGUGAUCAACCCGCAGGAUCUCAUUUCUCUUCGAGAAUCCCCUGAUGGAACGCGAAAACUCCCUUCACGUGCACCCAACGCCUUUAUCAUCUUCCGAAAACAGUUUGUCAAGGCUGCACGCGAUGAAGGUUACUUCCUACCAAUGACAGUGAUCUCAUCGAUGGCCUCAGAAGCUUGGGAGGCGGAGACGGAAGAGGUGAAAUCGGAAUAUCGACGAAUUGCGAAAGAAGCACACAUCAAACGCAAAGCCAUGUAUCCAAAAUCAAGCACUCGACGAAGAAGAAAAGAUAGAUGGAACAUAGUUUCAUUUCAACCAACCGAUUCUUCGGAUUCUAUCUCUGCCAUAACUUCUAGAAUUCCCAACGAUCAACCAUUGUCGCAAUACAGUAAUAACGGCAACGGAGAAAAUCCUUCGAAUAGUCCUAGUUUAAAUUUUGAAAAUACGUCUGUUUCUUCACCCGAAUUUUCCUCAGAAGAUGGAGAUUAUAGCCCAAUUAUUCAAUCCUUAAACACCUUUUUUCCCGGUGGCCUUGAUUACCUGAUUACUGAUAAUUCAACCUACAAUACACUGGGAACAGCACCCUCACCAUACGAUUAUUGUUUUGAGGUUGGUAGUAACACAUUGGAAGAUCAAACAUUCGGAUUCUACCCCAGUCCGAAUAAUUAUACUAGUGAUGACGAUAGCAUUUAUGGUAGAAGUCCGUAUUUGGAUGCAGAACAACUUUACAAUGAUUAUAUAAAUCAUUCCAUUAUCACCAAUGCCAAUGAUGACAAUCAAUCGAUAAUGACUCCAGAAUCAAUAAGAGAAUUUAAUACGAUCAUUGAGAGCAACAUACAACAAAAUGAUUGUUACGAUGAUUGGCAGGGAUUUUAUCAAUUACAGAAUUCAGAUGUCGGAACAAAUGAUCCGACAAAUAAAUCUCGCGAAGAAAAAUCAGCGAACGAAGACACCAUGUGGAUUUCAGAGCAAUUAGACAUGUUAAUAGAAGGAAAUCGUGGAGAUAAUAUGAUCUCCACAGAUGGUUGGUUUAAUAUCUCUACAAGUUUAGCGAAUGGUUGCUUUGGUGAGGCGUUGGGGAUUGUUGUUUAA
This is a messenger RNA of Acaulospora morrowiae, 1197 nucleotides long. The record is from the annotation of a GenBank genome assembly. Lineage: Eukaryota; Fungi; Glomeromycota; Glomeromycetes; Diversisporales; Acaulosporaceae.